AUGCACAAAACCUUAAGAUCUCUCUGCCUCUCCGGAAGACUAAACGAAGCCGUCAAAACCCUCUUCUGCAGCGGCUCCCCGAUCUCUCCUCCCACCUACUCUCUCCUCCUCCAGGAAAGCAUUCACCGGCGAGAGUUUCUGCUCGGAAAAGCAAUUCACUCCCACAUCAUAGCCACCGGAUUCACCCCAACCAAAUAUCUCAACACCAAGCUUCUCAUCCUCUAUACAAAAGCCGGCGAAUUGAAAUCCGCCCACCACCUGUUCGAUGAAAUGCCUGAUCCGAAUCUCUUUGCAUACAACGCAAUGAUCUCGGGCUUCGCGCACGAAGGCCUGGAGCGAGGAGGUCUUGAGCUAUACUACUCGAUGCGUGACAAUGGAGUAGAUCCUGAUCCCUUCACCUUCUCAUCAGUUUUCCAUGCGUGUGCUGGACUGGCUGCUCUGGAGCACGGCAGGCGAGCUCAUUGUCUAAUGAUCAAGAGGAAGGCGGUGGCCAAUGUGGUAGUUGGCAGCGCUCUCGUGGAUAUGUACUUCAAGUGCAGCAGUUUGGAUGAUGCACGAAGGGUGUUUGACGAAUUGCCUGACCGAAAUGUGAUUACUUGGACCUCUCUGAUUUCGGGUUACGGACUCCACGGGAAAGUAAGAGAGGUGAUUCAACUGUUUCAUCAGAUGGAAGAAGAAGGUUUCAGGCCAAAUUCAGUUACAUUUCUUUCUCUUCUCUCGGCCUGCAGCCAUGGCGGUCUUAUUGAUUCCGGAUGGAAGUAUUUUGUUUCCAUGAUCGAAGAUUACCGAGUCGCGCCGAAGAAGGAACAUUACACGGUCAUGGUCGAUAUGAUGGGACGAGCGGGGAAGUUGUAUGAGGCGUACGAAUUCAUACGUACCUCGCCUUGCGAAUCGCAUUCCACUGUUUGGGGAGCUUUGGUUGGAGCUUGCAGAAUCCAUGGGGAUGUGGAGAUGGUGAAGGUUGCAGCAAGCAGGUUUUUUGAGCUGAUGCCGGAGAAUGUCGGGAAGUAUGUGGUGGUUUCUAAUGCCUUUGCUGCUUCUGAGAUGUGGGAGAAGGCUGCUGAUGUUUGGGAGAGAAUUGGGAGGUUGGGGAUGAGGAAGGGGAUUGCUUGGAGUUCUGUGGCUUCAGGUAAGUAG
Molecule: messenger RNA, 1137 nt
Organism: Phalaenopsis equestris
Lineage: Eukaryota; Viridiplantae; Streptophyta; Magnoliopsida; Asparagales; Orchidaceae
Product: pentatricopeptide repeat-containing protein At4g16470-like
Exons: 1
Coding region: 1-1137 (378 amino acids)
Biological process (GO): RNA modification
Molecular function (GO): RNA binding; protein binding
Source: RefSeq, a predicted model, not a curated record